AGAUAGAAAUUUAAGUAAACAUAUGAACUGUAUGUAUACGUAUCUUUAAGACUAUACAGUGCAUCAAAGUAUGUCGUAAGAUGAUCUCACCUUUUAAAAAUGUAUAUACUAUUAUUUCCUUGGUUCUUGGGUCAGCAGAUGGUAGUUUUCCUAUCAUUUCUCUUGGACCAGAAAUUGGUACUUUUAGUGCUAAUUGAAGAACUUAAAAAGCUUGAAAUUGUACUGUGGCGAAUUAGGUGGCUAUACAAGUGUAAUCAGGUGGAUGUGUGUGGGGGGGGACUGGGGCAUGUAUUGAUUAACUUAUAUAAAUGUGUUUUAGAGGCACUGGCUAUUAAAACUUGAAGAGGUUUCAGAGACCAUCUGGUCCAGCUGCCUCUAGUCCAGCCACCUCUGUUCCCAGAGAAAAGCAGACCCAAGGAGCAGAAGUGACUUUCUCUGGCUUAGGUGGCUUUCUGGGGCUUGUGGUGUAGAACAGACCUCCUGAACUCCAGGACCAGGCAUUCUCAGUCUUUACUGCUGAGGUUUGGGGAGACUGAACCUGAUUUCUGACUGGGUCCCGCAUUGUUUGUGUCCCUUUUGUAUGGCUCUCACCUCUGGCAUUCUCUACGUGGAUGAGUAUGACACUGUCCCUACCUCACGGAGAGCUCAGGGUGGUUAGAAGAACGAAUCAGACAAUGGGAGUGAAAGCACAUUCUAAGGUGCAAUAGGAAUGGUCGUUGCCGUUAGCUUAUGUGAUGCUAAUGCAUAAGCCGACAUUGGCAUUGGCAUUAGCUUAUGAGUCGUACAGGACAUUUAAUAGCAUUCUCCCUCCUGCAGAAACUGAGAUUAAUUCUAUUUGGUCCUUGAAAGCGAACUUUGUAUAAGUAGAGUUAUUAAAAUAAUGAUGCCCCCAUCCCAAUAGGCUACUGUUUUUAUUGAUUCAAACAUUUGUAAAGUGGUUGAAUUUUUAUAAUUUCUUUCAUUUUUGCAGAAAAUCAAUACUAAGUCAACUAUUUCUCUUAUAUUUAUGAGCUAUUUCAGAAUUAUGUGAAGAGAUCUUUGACUUGAUCAUUUCAUUCACAAUUUGAAUUUUCAAGAUGAAUUAUACUGAGGCCAGCCCACUGGCAGAAUCAGCUUCAAUAGGUUUUACACCUGUGCCUUCCAAUGAGACCACUUGUGAAAACUGGAGAGAGAUACAUCAUCUAGUUUUUCAUGUAGCAAAUAUUUUUUUUGCAGUUGGGUUGGUUGUUCCAACUACUUUUCACCUCCAUAUGAUACUUCUUAGGGGGCUGUUAGCUGUAGGAUGCUCCCUUUACAUCAUGUGGGCCACUCUCUACCGAUGUGCCUUGGAUAUCGUGAUCUGGAACUCUGUGUUCCUCGGUGUCAACCUUUUGCAUCUUUCAUAUCUUUUGUACAAGAAAAGACCGGUCAAGAUCGAAAAGGAACUCCAUGGCAUCUACCGGCGAUUGUUUGAACCACUCCGCGUGCCUCCAGAUUUGUUCAGAAGAUUAACUGGGCAGUUUUGUAUGAUCCAAACCUUGACAAAGGGCCAGACUUACGCUUCAGAGGAUAAAACCUCCGUCGAUGACCGUCUGAGCAUUCUCCUGAAGGGAAAAAUGAAGGUCUCGUAUCGAGGACAUUUUCUGCAUAACAUUUACCCCUGUGCCUUUAUAGAUUCUCCUGAGUUUAGAUCAACUCAGAUGCACAAAGGUGAAAAAUUCCAGGUCACCAUUGUUGCAGACGAUAACUGUAGAUUCUUAUGCUGGUCAAGAGAAAGAUUAACUUACUUUCUGGAAUCCGAACCUUUCCUUUAUGAAAUAUUUAGGUAUCUUAUAGGAAAAGACAUUACAAAUAAGCUCUACUCGUUGAAUGACCCCACCUUAAAUGAUAAAAAGGCCAAAAAGUUGGAACACCAGCUCAGCCUCUGCACACAGAUCUCCAUGCUGGAGAUGAGGAACAGCAUAGCCAGCACCAGCGACAGCGAAGACGGCCUUCACCAGUUCCUCCGGGGCACCCCCAGCACGUCCUCUCUCCAUGUGUCGUCCCCGCACCAGCGAGCCUCGGCCAAAAUGAAGCCAAUAGAAGAAGGGGCAGAAGACGAUGAGGUUUUCGAACCUGUGUCUCCAAAAGCAUUUCAAGUCCAUCAGUUGCCUUGAGUGGAGAGAAGAGUCGUUACCAAGACGAAAGUUGUCUUGAAGACACCCUGAGAAAUACCAGCACUUUUUCACCGCUCUUAGAUUAUUCUGCUCUAGGGCAUCCAGACGGGUGCGGUCUGAGGGCAGGAAAGUGAGGGGGAGCCAAAAAUGGGAAGGUUAUUAGCGCUCCUUUUUAUUGGUCAGCUUUUUAAGUGGUUGUUUUCCUGAGCCUUCUGACUAAACUUAGCUCUAUUUUGAGAUACAUAUUUUCACAGUAUUUUCUAGAUACACUGUCAUUGCAACUUUAAAAAA
This is a messenger RNA of Miniopterus natalensis, 2426 nucleotides long. Lineage: Eukaryota; Metazoa; Chordata; Mammalia; Chiroptera; Miniopteridae. The record is from RefSeq and is a predicted model, not a curated record.